AUGACAAGGAGAAAGAUUAACAUCAUGUGCCUACAAGAAACAAAAUGGGUUAGUGCGAAGGCUAGGAAAUUGGAUACUUUCGGGUUCAAACUAUGGUAUACAGGAAAGGUGAAGAAUAGGAAUGGGGUAGGUAUUAUCGUGGACAAGCAGUGGAAGAAGGACAUAGUGGACGUCAAGAGGGCGGGAGAUCGUAUCAUCUCUAUCAAACUUGUGGUGGAAGGAGGAAAGAGUUUAACAACACAACAUAGGAUGCUUGUCAUGGAUUUUCACAUUGAGAAAAAGUUGAGGAAAAGACAUCAUACGAAGAACCUAAGGAUGAGGUGGUGGCAGAUGAAAGGUGAGGAACAAAGAAGCUUUCUAAGACGGGUAGAAGAAAGGGCAAAGUGGGAUGGGAACGGAAGCGCAGAGAAGAUGUGGAGAGAGAUGGCAGAAAUGGAGCAGCAGUUAUUGGGAUACGAGGGGACCCUCUACAGAUUAGAUCAGGCCGAGCACAUUGCUGGCAGACUUGAUCGAGUGGCGUCUCGGAUCUUGCGCACCAGGAAGAAUUUGAUGACGAGGCCACCGGAGGUGAUUAGGCCAUAUCUCAGACGAGCCGUGUUUGAGUAUGUGGCCUACAUGGUUGAGUUCGAGCAUGAAUGGCCACUUGGCCUCCCUAGGUAA
Arachis duranensis is the source of this 660-nucleotide messenger RNA. RefSeq lists its product as uncharacterized. The record is from RefSeq and is a predicted model, not a curated record. Bases 1 to 660 code for a protein of 219 amino acids. The transcript has 5 exons. NCBI's taxonomy places the organism in Eukaryota, Viridiplantae, Streptophyta, Magnoliopsida, Fabales, Fabaceae.